AUGGAGACUACUGCAUAAGUACAAGCUUAAGCUAAUGAUUACUAAGAUCCAAUCUAUGCAAAAUUCAAAAACGUCCUAAAAGGAGCCAAAUAGGUAGGUUCAAGCAUUGCUUAAUAUUUUUAGGGAGAAGUUGUGACUAGAUUCCCACCAGAACCUUCAGGAUAUUUGCAUAUUGGUCAUGUUAAGGCAGCUAUGUUGAACUACCAUUAUUCAAAAAUGUACAAGGGAAAAAUGAUUCUUAGAUUCGAUGAUACCAACCCAAUGAAUGAGAAGAUUGAGUUUGUUGAGAACAUCAUUAGAGAUCUUAAAACCUUAGAGAUUACCCCAGAUUAGAUAACCUAUACAUCUGAUUACUUCGAUGUUACUAAGGAGUUAAUGGAGAAAAUGAUAACUCUAGGAUUAGCCUAUGCUGACGAUACUCCAGCUGAUUAGAUGAAAAUAGAGAGAGAUGCCGGAAUUGAGAGUAAAUACAGAGAAGCAACCGUAGAGGAAAACAUGAAGAGAUUCCAUCUCAUGCUUAGAGGUCUAAAAGAAGAGCCAAAGCAAGUUGAGGAAAAGAAAGAGGAACAAAAAGAGAAAAAGAAAGAAGGUGGACAUGGUCAUGGUAAGAAGGAGGAGAAGAAGAAAGAACCAGAAUAACCAAAAGUUGUUCCAGAUUGGUGUAUGAGAGCAAAGAUGAAUAUGCAAAACCCUGUCAAAUGCCUUAGAGACCCAGUCUUCUAUAGAAUCAAGAGAGAGGCACAUCACAGAACUGGCACAAAGUACCUUGCCUAUCCAACUUAUGAUUUUGCUUGUCCAAUUGUUGAUGCCCUAGAAAAUAUUACUCACUGUUUAAGAACUAUUGAGUAUCACGACAGAAAUGCUCUCUAUGAUUGGGUUCAAGAAAAGUUAGGACUUAGAAAAGUUAUUAUAUAUGAUUAUUCAAGAUUGAAUCUUGUUUCUACUGUUCUUUCUAAGAGAAGUCUUAAAUGGUUUGUUGAGGCAGGUCAUGCUGAGGGUUGGUAUGAUCCUAGAUUCCCAACUGUUCAAGGAAUUAUGAGAAGAGGUCUAACUGUUGAAGCUUUAAAACUAUUUAUGCUUGAGCAAGGCCCAUCAAAGAAUACCAAUUUGAUGGAAUGGGAUAAACUUUGGGCUUUAAACAAGAGUAUAAUUGAUCCAGUUGCACCUAGAUAUAACGCAAUCGUUAAAUCAACUUCAGUUCGAGUUAUUUUAGAGAAUGUUGGUGAUGAAAUUCAAGCAAAAUCUGUACCACUUCAUCCUAAGAAUGAAUAAUUAGGUUCAAAAGCAAUGAUUUAUGGAAAGCAAUGCUAUAUUGAAAGAGAUGAUGCAAAGACCAUCAAUGUUGGAGAUAAAAUUGCACUUAGAAAUUAUGGUAAGGUACUGAUAACUAAGAAAGAUGAGGCAGAUGAUAACAUUACUCUUUACGGAACCCUUGAUUUGGAGGAUCAAAACUUCAAAAAAGUCACUAUUGUAACCUGGAUCUGCGCUGAUGAGUCCACUAAUGUUGAAAUUGAUCUCGUUGAGUUCGAUCAUCUUAUUACUAAGAAAAAGAUUGAGGAGGGAGAUGAUGUAUAGACAAUUGUAAAUACUAAUUCAAGAGUUCAAUAUACUGCUCUUGCAGAGGGAUGUAUGAGACACUUAAAGAAAGGCGACAUCAUCCAAAUUGAGAGAAGAGGCUAUUUCUUCGUUGAUUAAAUUGCUUUUGGAGAGAAGAAACUCACUCUCAACUUUAUUCCAGACGGAAAGAUGAAGUCAGUAAGUGUUGUUUAAAAUCAAUUUGAUGCUGGAAAUCUUGCUAAAGGUAAGGAAGAGACUAAAGGUGCUAAUAAGGCUGAAAUUAAAAAGACUUCAGGUGCGCCAACCACAGAUGGAUAAGCAUAACCAGAGGGAGAAGGAAAAGGACCUAGUAAAAAGGAGCUCAAGAAAGCUGCUAAGAAAGAGCAAAAGAAGUCACAAAAGGAUGAAAAAAAAGAUGAUAAACCAGCUACAGAAGAAAAGUAAGAGGAGCAAAAGGAUGCUACAGCUACAUCAACCGAGGGACAAACUUAAUGA
Molecule: messenger RNA, 2052 nt
Organism: Stylonychia lemnae
Lineage: Eukaryota; Ciliophora; Spirotrichea; Sporadotrichida; Oxytrichidae
Source: the annotation of a GenBank genome assembly